Trachymyrmex septentrionalis is the source of this 7173-nucleotide messenger RNA. RefSeq names its product fatty acid synthase-like. The record is from RefSeq and is a predicted model, not a curated record. Gene Ontology annotation, biological process: fatty acid biosynthetic process. Lineage: Eukaryota; Metazoa; Arthropoda; Insecta; Hymenoptera; Formicidae. Gene Ontology annotation, molecular function: fatty acid synthase activity; 3-oxoacyl-[acyl-carrier-protein] synthase activity; oxidoreductase activity. The transcript is spliced from 19 exons.
AUGGAUGGAAAAGAAACAUAUGAACAUUGGAAUGAUAUUGAUUCCGGUGAGGAAAUCGUUAUUUCUGGCAUUGCUGGCAGAUUUCCUGAUUCAAAUAAUAUGAAACAUUUUAAAGAAAAUUUAUUUAAUAAAAUUGAUCUUGUAAAAGCAGAUCAUAACCGAUGGGAAAUAGAGCAUGCAGAAUUUUCACGCCGUAUGGGUACUGUCAAUAAUAUAGAAAAAUUUGAUGCGGACUUUUUUGGAUUGUCUUUUGAGCAAGCACACACGCUUGUACCCGAAGCAAGAAUGUUAUUGGAACAUUCUUAUGAAGCAAUUAUCGAUGCGGGGAUCAAUCCAAAGCAAUUACAAGGAAAAAAUACUGCCUUAAUUAUAGGGGCAUCUUGUAUUGAAUCACAAGAAAGGUUCAUGUUUAAGGACAUUCAGUUAAGAGAUCAGAACGUUUUUGGAUACCAUAAAUCUGCAACGGCAAAUAUGAUUUCGUACUGCUUGGAUCUGAAAGGACCAUCUUAUACCAUCGAUACAGCAUGCAGUUCUAGCCUUCAUGCUAUGGCUGUUGGAUAUGAUUAUAUCAAAUCAGGAAAAUGCGAAGACGCAAUAAUUGGAACAGCACAAUUAUGUCUUUAUUCCAUGAUAAAUCUGCAAUUCGCUCGACUUGGUGUUUUGGCACCCAAUGGUUGUUGCAGACCAUUUGAUAUCGGUGCUAACGGUUAUUCGCGUAGCGAAACAAUUGCAGCAGUAUACCUUCAAAAAGCAAAAAAUGCUAAGAGGAUUUAUGCCAUAUGUCCGCAUAUUAAACUAAAUAGCGAUGGUUACAAAGAAGAAGGAAUAACAUAUCCUUCAUCACAAAUGCAAUGUACCUUACUAAAGGAAUUUUACGAAGAAUGCAAAAUACCAACAUCUUGUUUGGAUUAUGUCGAAGCACAUGCUACUGGCACCAAAGCUGGUGAUCCACAGGAAGUUGAAGCUAUCUAUAACAGUUUGUGUAAAAAUAGAGAAACUCCAUUAAUGAUCGGUUCCGUGAAAUCUAAUCUCGGGCAUUCCGAGUCUGCAAGUGGUUUUAAUCAGAUCGCUAAGGUAAUAAUAGGAUUCGAAACUGGUUUUGUUCCACCAAAUAUCAAUUAUACAUCGCCAAGAAAAGAUAUAGAUGCCUUAUUAAAUGGGAGCGUUCGUGUCAUCCAAGAACAAAUGCCACUCAAAAACGGUUAUGUAGCAAUUAAUAAUUACGGUUUUGGAGGAUCGAAUGCUCAUAUGUUAUUGAAGUGGAAUUCCAAACAGAAAAUUAAUAAUGGAGCACCAAAUGAUGACUUACCUAGACUUGUCAUAUUAUCUGGACGUACUGAAGAAUCUGUGAAGUUAUUUUUAAAUGAUAUUGCUAACCAUCCAAUAGAUGUAGAAUAUAUUCGUCUGUUACACGAUAUUCAUGCAGACAAUAUAAAGGGCCAUCCAUGGAGAGGGUAUAUAAUACUGAAUUCUUGCCAACAAAAUUCAAUAAAGGAAAUUCAAAAUUAUGAACGCGUCAACAGACCUGUCUGGUUUAUAUUUUCAGCCUUAGGUUCGCACUGGCCAGGAAUGGGUCGAAAUUUAUUAAAGUUCCAUGUCUUUGCAAAAACGAUAAGAAAGUGCAAUGAUGUUUUAAAGCCGUAUGGUAUAAGUAUCAUGGACAUUAUAACAAAAAUGGAAGAAAACAUAAGCGAAAACAGGUUAAACAUUUUUCUUGGAAUCGUCGCCAUUCAGAUUGGCUUAGUAGACCUCCUAACAUCUUUAGGAAUUACACCUGAUUACAUGAUUAGUCACUCUACCGGUGAACUUGGUUGUGCAUACGCAGAUAAGUGUCUCACUAUUGAACAAACUAUUUUAUCAGCAUACUUCAUUGGUUUGGCAUGUACCGAAGGAAAAGUAAUUCAUAGCUCGAUGGCGGUUGUCAAUACCAAUUACGAGCAUCUUAAAAAUAUAUGUCCAGCGAAUAUUGAAAUAAUAUGCUACAAUAGUGAGAACAGCAACGUCAUAUGUGGACCAAAGGAAUCCAUAGAAGAAUUUAUGAAAACAUUACAGGUCAACAAUAUUUACGUGAAGAAGAUCAACUGCAACAUACCGUUUCACAGUUCUUACAUCGCAUCCGCGGAAAGUCAGCUUUUGCUUAGUCUAAAUAAAAUAAUACCAUGCCCCAAAAAACGAAGUUCAAAGUGGAUCAGCACUUCUAUACUUCGCACCGAAUGGUUUACUUCGGCAUCAAAGUUAUCGUCAGCGGACUAUCACACACGAAGUAUAUUGAACACAGUCCUCUUUUCACAAACAACGGAACUAAUUCCAAGUAACGCUGUGGUCAUCGAAAUCGCACCAGACGAUGUUCUGCAGCACGUUUUGAGAGAAUCCCUACAUCCAAACAUAACGAACCUUGUAUUAACUCGACGCGCCGAACAAAACAUUGAUAUAUUUUUACAAGGAAUUGGAGAGUUGUAUAAUUGUGGUUUACAGCCACAAAUUGCCAAAUUAUACCCACCAGUGCAAUUUCCAGUUGGCCGAGGAACUCCUAUGAUUUCUCCAUCAAUCAGGUAGAUAUCAUUGUAAUCGUAAUUUUGAUGACGUCUAAAUAAGAAAACAACAUGAAAACGUACGAGACUAAUGUAAGAAAUUGAAAAAUAAACUUUUCAAGAAAACGCAAAGGAAAACCACGGAGUUACUCUCUUGCCCGUUCGAAGGUUAAAUAAUUAUAUUUUUAUUCUUUGGAAAACAAUUGGCUUGAUAAAAGGGUUAAUGUACACAACAAUACCGAUAGUUUUCCGAGAUGUAAAAUUUAUCCGUGCUAUUUAUUUGUCGAAAAAUGAUACUGUGGAACUAUAUAUUGCAAUACAAACAGAUGGAAAGUUUGAAAUAACGGAAGGAGAUAGCGUUGUUGUCACAGGUACAGUGUAUGAGACAUUGAAUCCAGAACAAGAAAUGAUUCCGACAGAUCUAUUACCAAAGACUAGUGAUGUUGAUGAAGAUAUGACUGCACGAGAUAUCUACAAAGAGUUGAAAUUGCGUGGAUACCAGUACAGGGGUUUAUUUCGUGGAUUAAGGAGUGUCUCUGUUUCGGGAACCCAAGGACAUAUCGCUUGGAAAAGUAAUUGGGAAACAUUUAUGGACAUGAUGUUACAAAUGCUACUUAUCCGAUAUGACACCAGGGAUUUGUAUGUUCCAACGAGUAUACAAAAAUUAGUCAUCAAUCCAGUGCUUCAUGCUUCGAAGCUACGGGAAAGCACAGAUAAUACAAAAGUUACAACAGAUAUGGAAAAACUAUUACAGGUACGACUAUACAAAGAGAUAGACACGAUAAAAGCUGGUGGUAUAGAAAUUCAAGGACCGAAAUCUACUCAGAUCUCUCGUCGGCAAUUAGCCCAAGAUGCUGUUAUCGAGGAACAUACGUUUGUAGCUCACUGUGAUCGCACUAAUAUUUCCUUGAACGAAGCAAUUCGGUUAUCUGCUCAACUCGUACUGGAAGAUCAUCAAAUUAUAAAAGUGCAAGCCGCUGAACUAGUAGAAGAUGUCGAUGAUGUUGAAUUAGAAUAUCUUUCAUCUUCGUUGCUACUCGAAGCAUUUCGUGAUAUACCACUGAUACAAGUGAAUGUCACUCUAUUAACAUCAUCAAAUCGUUUCAAGCCAGAAGACUUACCGCAAAACUUCUCAAUCAAAAAUUUUGAAAAAUCAUCUUUAGAUGACAAAACUUUAAUUAUUGCUGGAUUCAAUCUUUUGACCAAACAACAUACAUCGUUACAGCGACUGUUGCCAUUUUUAGGAAAGGGUGGUUAUCUGUUGACGCGUGAGAAGUGCGACUUAACUGAUUAUAAAAAACAUUUGGAGCAGUACGAAUUAAACGUUAUACUCGAAAAACGUACUGAUAAAGAACUAAUUGUGCUUCUAAAAAAAAAAGUAUCGAUAAGAGAAAGGACUGUUGUUUACAUAAGUAAUGAUAACUUUAAUUGGCUGGAGAAUCUAAAGUCGCUUUUGAGCGAUGAGAACAAGCUUAACAAAAAUAGUAGAAUUAUAAUUGUGGGAGAGAAAAAUUUUGAGUGCGGUUUAUUGGGUUUUAUUAACUGCUUGAGAAAAGAGCCAUGUGGCGAAUUUGUUAGGGGUGUGCUCCUUCAAGAUGAACAGGCACCUAAAUUCUCUCUUCAAGACCCCUUCUAUCAAGAACAAUUACAGAAAGAUAUGACCAUUAAUGUGUUGCGAUCUAAUAAAACUUGGGGAUCGUACAGACAUUUAAAAUUGCCGCGACCCGAAGCCAUAUCUGUACCUACCGCUCAUGUCUGUCAAAGGAUUCGAGGAAAUUUAAGUACAUUCUAUUGGGUAGAAAAUAAUUUAUCUGUUGUGUCUUGUCGUGAGGAUUUAGUGCACGUUGUCUACUCAUCUUUGAAUUUUAAAGAUAUAAUGCUCGCCACUGGUAAAUUGACAAUUCCAAAUACGAGUUUAAAAGGACGAUUGUUUCAGUAUGUUCCUCUUGGAAUGGAAUUCGUGGGUUUCGAUGCUAACGGACAACGUAUAAUGGGAAUUCGUGACACUGAUUGCAUAGCAAACGUCGUUACGAAGGAUAAAAAUCUUUGUUGGAAGAUACCCGACGUGUGGACAUUUGAAGAAGCGGCAUCAGUCCCGUGUGUUUACAGCACGGUUUAUUUAUCCUUAUACAUUUAUGGAAAAAUGAAAAAGGGCGAUAAAAUACUUAUACAUUCUGGUACUGGAGGUAUUGGACAAGCAGCUAUUCAUCUCGCUCUUAAAGAAGGAUGCGAGGUGUUUACUACCGUCGGCACAAGUGACAAACGGAGCUUUCUUAAGAAAAUGUUUCCGAUCAUUCCGGAUGAUCAUAUUGGAAAUUCUCGAGAUACAAGUUUUGAACACAUGGUUAUACGCCAAACGAAAGGGCGCGGCGUCGAUAUUGUGCUAAAUUCAUUGGCGGAAGAAAAGUUAAUCGCGUCUGUUCGAUGUUUAGCUCAAAACGGUCGAUUCUUAGAGAUUGGAAAAUUUGAUCUUGUAUCUAAUAAUUCCCUGAAUAUGUCCGAGUUUAAUAAAGGAAUUAGCUUUCAUGGAAUUCUACUGGAUAAUAUGUUCACUGGUGAUCACAAAUAUAAAUUCCUAUUGUUCAAAAUGGUAGCCGAUGGUUUAAAAAAUGGAACAAUCAAACCAAUUCAAGCAAAAAUUUUUCCAAAAACUGAUAUUGAAGAAGCUUUCAGGUUUAUGGCCAGCGGGAAACACACGGGAAAGAUAAUUAUAAAUAUUCAUGAGAAGGAUGAACCUUUAGAUAAGCACAUUCUUGCGUAUCGUCGCUAUUAUUGUCUCAAAGAUAGGAGUUACAUUAUACUAGGAGGCCUGGGCGGAUUUGGUUUAGAAUUAACAGACUGGCUUAUAUUUCGUGGUGCCAGAAACAUUGUUCUGAUUUCAAGAAAUGGAAUAAAAAACGGUUACCAACGUAUGAAAGUUCGAUUGUGGAAAUCGUAUGGCGUAAAUGUUCUGAUCAUCAAGAAUAUCGAUGUUGCUGACCUCAAAGAUUGCGAAUAUCUUUUAAGGACUGUAGAAAAAGAAGCUCCGGUGGACGCUAUAUUCAAUCUGGGUGUGGUACUGAGGGAUGGCGUCCUCAAAAAUCAAUCCGCACAAACAUUUUCAGAGUCCUUCCAAUCGAAGGCUCGUGCAACGCAAAUGCUGGACAAACUUUCUAGGAAAAUCUGUCUUAACCUUCGACAUUUUGUGGUGUUCUCUUCCGUUUCCUGCGGCAGAGGAAACGCUGGCCAGACGAAUUAUGGCAUGGCCAAUUCCAUUAUGGAGAGAAUUUGCGAGAAGAGAGUGGAGGAAGGAUUACCAGGGUUAGCGAUUCAAUGGGGAGCUGUGGGUGACGUGGGUCUUGUCGCUGAUAUGCAGGAGGAGGAUAAGGAAUUAAUCAUUGGUGGUACUUUGCAGCAAAAGAUUUCCUGCUGUCUCGAUGAGCUCGAUAAGUUUUUACUUCAAAAUCGGCCGAUUGUGAGCAGCAUGGUCGUAGCUGAAAAAAAAAUUGGAUGUCAAGGAAAUCUGGUAGAAACAGUUGCUAAUAUUUUAAACAUAAGUGACAUAAAAGUUGUAAGUCCAAAUUCAUCUCUUGCCGAACUUGGAAUGGACUCCAUGAUGGCUGUAGAAAUCAAGCAAACUCUGGAACGAGAAUUUGAUAUAUUUGUCACAGCACAAGAGAUACGAAAUCUUACUUUCGCAAAACUCAUUAAGAUGUCUAUUACAAGCAUCGGUGACAAUGAUGUGGAUGAUGAUAAGAAAUUUGACAUAGAGAAGUCAGACGGUUUAAAACUUUUAGUUGGUAUUACAUUAAAAAAUGAAGACUUUGUUUCCCCAACAGAUUUUUCAACUAACAGACAGAACACUACGACUGAAGUAUUUCUUAUACCGGGUAUUGACGGAUGUGGUCCUGUAUUUAAAACCAUAAUACCAUGUAUUAAAUAUUCAACAUCAGUUUUGCAUUAUACGACAAAUAACAUCAAUUCUACAAAUAUGAUAUUGGAAACGACUAAUCAACUCACAAACCAUAUACUUUCAAUACUAACAAAUAGAAAAGAUUUUGUAAUGGUAGGGUAUUCCUUCGGAUCUCUUAUCGCAAUUGAAGUAACAAGGAGAUUGGAAGCUAUGAAUUUUAAAGGUCGACUUGUUCUCAUCGACGGUGCUCCUGACCUUUUGCGAACAAUAAUCAAAUCUUUUGAAUCUGAGUUUGAUGAUACAAAUUUUCAGAUUGAUGUAUUAACUAAUAUUAUGGAAAUCUAUUCACCAGGAAGUUCUGAAAAGAUUUCAAUGGAAUUGAAAAAAUGUGAGAGCUGGAACGAAAGAAUUAAUAUUUUCGCGGAACAGUUCUCAGUUAUAUAUACAUAUCUGUCACCUGCAAAUUUAAAGACGCUUGUUACAACGAUUUACAAACAUUUAUCCGCUCUUCGAGAAUAUGAUCCUUCUACUUUGCCGCCUAUUAAGUCUCCCAUAACGUUACUAAAAUGUAUAUCCUCGUUUAAUAUACCAACAAUUAGAGAAGACUAUGGUUUGAACAAGGUAACUCAAAAUGUGAUAAAAAUACAUUAUCUUGAAGAUGAUCAUGUGACGAUCUUGAAGAAUAAAAAAGUAGUGGCUGCAAUUAACGGAGAACUACCAUUUACAGUUUGAUAUUUUAGUUUUUAAAUC